Eublepharis macularius is the source of this 2348-nucleotide messenger RNA. Its product is annotated as very-long-chain 3-oxoacyl-CoA reductase-B-like. The coding region runs from base 179 to 1132 and encodes 317 amino acids. The record is from RefSeq and is a predicted model, not a curated record. Lineage: Eukaryota; Metazoa; Chordata; Lepidosauria; Squamata; Eublepharidae. Gene Ontology annotation, molecular function: oxidoreductase activity. The transcript is spliced from 12 exons. Gene Ontology annotation, cellular component: endoplasmic reticulum.
CAAAAAGCUGUUUCUCGCUCACGAGCGCCAGGAAUUUCGUGGGUUUUUUUUCCCCCUGAUGAGUUUACAUAAGCUUGAUACUCCUGCAGGCUUCUAGCAGGAAUGCCAAACUGUGGCCCUCCUACUCUCUCUUGCUUCCACGGAGGAACUGGAUAAGCUUAAAGAGGCAGGGGAAACAAUGGCUGUGCUCAACAUUUUCUCUCUAGAGCAGAUGCUACAUGUUGUUGGGGUGCUGAGUGUUCUCUGGCUCAGUUUGAAGACUGUCUGGGCUUUAGCACACGGGGUGAGGAUCUUUCUGCUGUCGGAGAAGUGGAGAGGGGUCGAUCUCGCUUCCUAUGGACCUUGGGCAGUGGUGACUGGAGCCACGGCUGGUAUUGGAAAAGCUUACUCCCAUGAGCUUGCUAGAAGGGGACUUAAUGUGGUUCUCAUCAGUCGCUCCCUGGAGAAACUGAAGCAGGUGGCCGCUGAAAUUGAGGAGCAGCAUGGCAGAAGCACCAGGGUGAUCCAAGCCGAUUUCACCGGGGGCUCAGAAAUCUAUGAGCUGAUUGGAGCUGCCUUGCAGGGUCUGGAGAUCGGCAUUCUGGUGAAUAAUGUUGGUCAGUCAGUGCAAACUCCAAUGUAUUUCCUGGAUGGUGUUUAUAAAGGUGACCAGUAUAUAUAUGACUUGGUGCAUUGCAACAUGCUAUCAUAUGUAAAGAUGACGCAGAUCGUCCUUCCUCAGAUGGUUGCCAGGAAGAAAGGCAUUGUCAUCUAUAUGUCAUCUGCAGCUGCCCUACGUCCACUUCCGCUUGCAUUGCUGUAUAGUGCAAGUAAGGUAUUUGAUGAUUUUUUCGCACAAGGUUUGGACGCUGAAUAUAGAUCCAAAGGCAUCAUUGUGCAGUCCAUCACGCCCCACUUUGUGGAAUCCAACAUGACUCGGCAGAUCAACAGGCACUACAAGUUGUCAGCAGCUUCCUUUGCACGGCAGGCCUUGAACACUGUGGGGCUGUCCCGCAGAACCACCGGCUCGCUCAGCCAUUCCAUCCAGUGCAACGUAUUAUUUAAGAGGAUUCCAGAGUGGAUUUUUGUUUCACCUUUUGCAAUCCCUUUCAUCUUGUAUCUCUGGAAGAAAUGCGUGAAGGAACGCAAGUAGCCUGGGUUCUUGGAGAGUCUAGAGAGGCCCGGAGGUUAAUGAGAAGCACAAAGGCUAGCUGGGCCAGGAUUUGAAAUCUGAUUCUAAAUGCUUUGAGAACAACAUAUACUGAAAUCACCAAGCAACACUUUUAAACUUUCUCUCUCAGACCGGGAUGCAAUCAGAUCAAGAAUUCCUGUAAAUUUUCAAAUAAAAGUUAAAAAAAAAAAAGAAUUCUCAUUCAGUUGCUUUUCCAAGAAGUCUUUAAGAUAUUUUCUUCUGAGAGUACACUGUGUUUCCUCAUGAUUGCAAGGAAAGCAGCAUACUAUCCGUUUAUAUCUCUGCUUCCUUGGAUUCUGUUAAAUUUUAAGCCUGAUGGGAAGACUGUGGUGUUUUUAUUUUAAAAUGUGACGAGAAAGGAAAUUGAGUUGUUGGCAAUACGGUUUUGUGUCUCCUGCCUCUCAGCUCCCCCCCAGACCCCCCUUGCCCCCUACCUGCCAGCCCUCCCGAGAUCCCUCCUGCCUGCCAGCCCUCCCCCCCACAGCCCUCCCCAGCCCCAGCUUUCUAGAGCCCGUUAUAUUUAUUUGCACAACGGGCUUUGUUUCUAGUGAAGUAAUAAAAGCCUUGAAAAAGAAUAAAGCUCCAGGCUUUGAUUGUUUGACAGCUGAGUAUUAUAAAUUAUUUAAUGAAACUAUAGGUAAAACUUUAUUGAAUGCAAUUGAUUAAAUUAAAGGCGUGGGAAAGUUACCGCAAACCUGGAGGAAAGGAAAACUGAUAGUCCCAAAAAAUCUUAACACCGUGGAUGCAGGGCAUGCUGUCAGAUAUGCAUGUCUGCAUAUCUGCAUGCAUGCAUGUCUGCCAUGAAGGUGUUUUGCAUUUAAUGCUAAUCCUCUGAAAGUAUGAUAAGUGUAUGUUGAAUUCUGGGCCAAUGAUAUACGAGUCUGUGCCAUGCUUCUUGCAGCGGAACUUGUAGCAGUUCCUCUUAUCUCGCGGCUGGCCACUCUCACUCAUCGAGCAGACAGGAGGAUGGCCCUGGAUGCCAAGCGACGGACUGAGAGCUAGAAAUGAUUUCAUUUUCUCUUCCUUUCCCAGGCUCUUCCCCCUUCCCCCCUCCCUGACCCCUUCUAACCCUCCCUAUUCCAAAAGGCAGGAACUUUUCCUAUAACUAACCUGAUCCUCUAUACCUAUGUCAUUUCUGCCAAUGCCAUAGUCAUGUGUACACUGAACUGUAGAUCCU